GCAUAUGGAGAUAAAGUAAGCAGCGAGGCAAAGUUUGACAUAUGUGUUGAAUACUACUUUGCGGUUAUUUGCUUUGCACCUUCUCUGCCAUACAUUACUGAACAAAUAUAUCACCAACUAUAGCUGUAAUUCUGUGCACAGUCGAAUUGGCCGAAUAAGGAAGGAGGAGCUUAUCUAUGAUAAGCAUUCUGAAGAAAUGGGAGAUAUUCAUGUAGAUAGAUAUUAAACCACGUGAGGAAAAUAAAAGCAAAUGUAAAAGAGGAUAAGUUGAAUCAGUCGGCGCAGAAUGAUUUACAGACAGUCCGCAAUGCUGAAAUGAUAGAAUGGAGUGAAAACGCACAAGAAGACUUA
Messenger RNA from Brugia malayi, 351 nucleotides. Lineage: Eukaryota; Metazoa; Nematoda; Chromadorea; Rhabditida; Onchocercidae. The record is from the annotation of a RefSeq genome assembly.